GCAGAUUUGAGCAGUACAUGGGCAGAUUUCACGCUUCUGCCGAGGAAAGCAUGCAGUCUCGAAAGACGCCGAGAUUUGCAGGCUUCUGCUGACGAGACCAUAGUCGGAGCUUCUCAAGUGCGGGCAGGACCGACACCGAUGCUCCAUAUGCGAGAACUUGUUGGUCGGGGACUUUCUUCCUCCCGAAUCGCGCAAUCUACUAUUCGAGAAGUACGAAAUCCUGUUGUCGCUAUUCUCCAGGCAGCACGAACCAGAGAGAGUGGAGUUCCGAGGGACAAGAUAUUCUCGAUGCUGGAGAUCUAUCGCAUUUGUGCAGGGACAGAGUUGCCACUCGUUGAACCCGACUAUCAUCGAUCAUGCGAAGCAAUCAUGAUCGAGGCUGCAGAGAACAUUAUCCUUCAUCAAAAUAAUCUGGACAUUCUAUCGUGCGCUGCCGAUCACCGCCAUCGUCGAGACCGUAUACUUCCCUCGUGGGUCCCGGACUGGAGAGAGCAGCUUUGUCCCGAGAUGCAUUUCAAUGGAUAUUCGCUAGGAUCAGCCAUUGCCAAGACCGAACAUACGUUUUGCAAGAUUAGAGAUGAUCACCGGCUACUCGAAUCCUGGGGCUAUAUUCUCAACAAGAUCGAUCGCGCAAUCCGCAUUGAUAUCUCUGAUCGAGAAGCGUUCGCUAACAGUGUCUUGGCUUCAGCUAAGAUGGUCAGCGAUCCUUCUGCCCACGAUAACUACGGCACCAAGGCGUUCUGGCUUUCAAUUUUGUUCUUCCUCGAUGCUCGUAUGUUCGACAUCUAUCAAUGGAGCUUCGGCGGCCAGUGCGAUCCCACCGAAGCACAUGGAGAGGAUGCAUUGCCUGACGGCGAUGUGCGGAAGCUAGAAUCUCUCAGCGCCCCACAAUUCCCGCCGCGAUCACGAGAUGCUGCAGUCGAAUUGACAGACGUACUCUGGAAAUAUUUCUACUCCGAGAAAUUCCCGCAGUGGAUCUACGACGGUUCAAAUAUCUUCUUGACUCGCAUGGGAAGCUGCGUUGUGGCUCCGAAGACGGCGAAGAGUGGGGAUGAGAUCGUCCUCUUCCCAAACACCGCGUACAUGUUCACGUUGCGGCGUAUCUUCGAGUAUCACCAUGUCACUGGACCCUGGUGAGUCUCUACCGCUUUGAUUCCUUCGCAUUCACUUUUGCGCUGACUUCUGGUUACAGUCGUUUCACAGACCCCGAUGACAUCGACAUGAUCCGAGAGCGAUACUCUUUUCUUCCGCGCACCGAAUUCUUGAUAGCAUGAGCCACGGG
This is a messenger RNA of Dissoconium aciculare CBS 342.82, 1282 nucleotides long. RefSeq lists its product as uncharacterized. Bases 139 to 1137 code for a protein of 332 amino acids. Lineage: Eukaryota; Fungi; Ascomycota; Dothideomycetes; Mycosphaerellales; Dissoconiaceae. The transcript has a single exon. The record is from RefSeq and is a predicted model, not a curated record.